This is a messenger RNA of Phragmites australis (common reed), 1854 nucleotides long. Its product is annotated as nuclear pore complex protein NUP50B-like. Gene Ontology annotation, cellular component: cytoplasm; nuclear pore. The transcript has 2 exons. Gene Ontology annotation, molecular function: GTPase activator activity. The record is from RefSeq and is a predicted model, not a curated record. Lineage: Eukaryota; Viridiplantae; Streptophyta; Magnoliopsida; Poales; Poaceae. Gene Ontology annotation, biological process: intracellular transport. The coding region runs from base 219 to 1637 and encodes 472 amino acids.
ACUCCUUCCCUCAGCUCCCGUCCUCCGUCUCACAGUCCAACACCCACGCAGCCACGCACGUCUCUCUCUGUCUACUCUAGGGUUUGCUUCCUCCUCCCUUGCCUCCCGCCGCAACAGCACUACCGUUCCUUCCUCGCCACGCCCUCCACAGGCGUGUGGCGGGGAUCCGUCCGUGCUCGGAUCGAUUUCUUCCCUAGGUGGUACUGCCAACUUGGAAGAUGGCUGAUGAGGAACAUGCUCCAAGCUCUAGGAAGAGGGUUGCAGGUACCCAAAUCAACAAGGAUAAUCCUGAGCCUGAUGAGGACGGACCAGAGCAAGAGAUGGGGACGUUUAAGAAAGCCAGUGAGGAAGUGAUGGCAACCCGGAGAGUUCUAAAGGUUCGGCGCCAGCAGCCUUCAUCAUCUCCAUCUUCAAAUCCUUUCUCUGCAAUCAGAUUUACCCCCAGUGAUUCUAGUGUUCAAACAAGUGCCCCUGCCCCACCGCCUCAACCUUCAGAUGUCAAAGCUGAUGAGGGCAGCAACGGUAGUGGGAAAGAUGCUGUGUCUGUGUCAGUGUCAGUGUCGGAUAAGAAUGUGGGUUCUGGUGAGGUACCUGAGAUUCAGAGGGAUGAAUUGGCUCAAAAAGAAUCAGCUGCAACUGCAAAAACCGACUUUGAUGGCACAGCUGAAGUGCCGCCUCAACCUGUCAAAACCAGUGACAAGGCAGAAGACACAGAGGAUGGAUCUGGUGAAGACAAAGUAGUUGUUGGAGAACCAAUGGAAGGUAACAGAAUGUCAUCUGAAGUCGAGGGCAAAACAAAAGAGGAGGUUGCUGAAGAAAAGAAAGAGGUAGAUGAAGCGGGCAAUGAAGAUAAAAUUAGCAAGGAUGAUACUGAGAAUAAAGAAGAUGAUAAAUCAGAGACCAAGGAUGAAUUGUCUGAAGAGCAGAAGGAUGUUGAUAACAAAGGGCAGUCAUCAUCAGCAACACCCCUUUUCUCUUUUAAGAAUCUGUCAAGCGGUCAAAAUGCCUUCACAGGUCUGGCUGGAACUGGAUUUUCAAGCUCAUCAUUCUCAUUUGGCUCAGGCUCUAAAGAUGGCUCAAGUGCUGAACCCGUAUUUGGGCUAAAGAGUGAUGGUUCUUCAUUCCCUUCUUUUAACUUUGGUGCUGCCAACAACGGGAGUUCCUCCCCAGCGCUUGCUACUUCAGCAGAAGCACCCAAGAAAUUUGCUAUGCCAGAGGGCCCUGUUGAAACUGGUGAAGAAAAUGAGAGGGCACUAUUUACUGCUGAUUCUGCAUUGUAUGAGUACUUGGAUGGGGGUUGGAAGGAAAGAGGAAAAGGGGAACUGAAGUUGAACGUCCCUGUAUCUGGUGGUGAGAGAGCUCGGCUCGUCAUGAGGGCCAAGGGCAACUACCGACUGGUCCUGAAUGCUAGCCUUUACGACGACAUGUCACUGAAGGACAUGGAUAAGAAGGGUGUGACAUUUGCUUGUGUGAACAGCAUCGGCGAGUCAAACAGUGGCCUCACUACAUUUGCUCUGAAGUUCAAGGACGCUGUCACCAGGGAGGAUUUCAAGGUUGCGGUGGAGACACACAAGGUAAGGAAGGCAACCGAUUCUCUGAAGACACCGGAGAACUCCCCGAAGGCAACUGAUGUAUGAAACCACUCGGUUACGCAUCUUAUGUGUGUCCAGGAAGGAGCUGCGGCAGCUGAGAGAUACAGUUGUUCCUGAGUUUUAAGUAACAUAUCGUGUCCUGCAUGUCCUGAGUCACGAUUGCGUACGGUUUCCUGAUGCUGUUUUUGGAACUGUGGGUAGCCUGUUGAACUUUAAUUAAAGUCAUAAUCUUAAUGUGGGGAGAUGAGACUCUUUUGGUCUA